CCCACCAUGGCGCGCACCCACGCCCGUCUCGGCCUCGCGCUCCUCGUCGCGCCGCUCGUGCUGCUGCUGCUCGGCGUCGGCCUGCUGGCGCACCAGCCCGCCGCGGCCCCGCGCCUCGCCGCCCUCUGGCCGCUGCGCACUGCUCAGCCGGCGCGCCACAGCGGCGCCGCCGUGCACACCUUCACCCUCGCCUCGUCGCACGUCCACGAGCUCGGCGGCCGCCGCUCCGCCUCCUUCAACGCCUCGGCCGCGCCGCUCGCCGCACUCGCCGCGCUGCCGCAGCGCCCCGAGCCGCUGACGCUGCGCUCCUACCGCGCCGACAUUACGCGCCCGCGCAACGCCCGCGCCCACACGGCCGCGCGCCUGGCCGCUGCAGCCCACGUGCCCGAGCUUGAGUGGGAGACGCUCUCGAUGCCGCACCCCAACAUCAGCGACCGGCACACGCUGCGCACGCUGGCGCGCAUGGCCGAGAUUGCCUACUACGCGCCCAACGACACGAGUCUGCCGCACGGCGGCUGGGUGCCCGACGCCGGCUGGAACAUCAGCCAGAGCUUCGGCUGGGCCGACGACGGCAUGCGCGGACACGUCUUCAUCGACCCCAAGGCGGACCCGCACGGCAAGGACAUCGUCGUGCUCGCCAUCAAGGGCACCAGCGCCAGCGUGCUGCCCGGCGGCGGCGACACGGCCAAGCGCGACAAGGUCAAUGACAACCUGCUCUUCUCGUGCUGCUGCGCGCACGUCGGCUGGACAUGGCGCUCCGUCUGCGACUGCUUCGGCUCGUCGGACCCGCCGCCGUCGCACACGACGGACGUGCCGGAGCCGACCGACGGGCCCUGGGGCGCAUCGGCGGCGCGCAAGCGUGCGCAGGUGGCGUGGGGCGCCGACCCCAAGGCGCCGACGUGCUCCAAGCCGUGCCUCAGCACCGCGCUCGUGCAGAAGUCCCUCUACUACCCCGCCGCGACCGAUCUCUUCAACAACGUGUCGUAUGCGUUCCCGGACGCAGACAUCUGGAUCACCGGUCACUCGCUCGGCGGCGCCAUUGCCUCGCUGCUCGGUCACACGUUUGGCGUGCCCGUCGUGACGUUCGAGGCGCCGGCUGAGCGCAUGGCGGCGCAGCGUCUGCACCUGCCCAUGCUGAGCAAGCACGCGUCGUCGGAGCACAUCACCAACGUGUACCACAGCGGCGACCCCAUCCCCAUGGGCGAAUGCGUCGGUGCAGCCUCGUGGUGCGCCACGGCCGGCUUCGCAAUGGAGUCGCGCUGCCACACGGGCCGCACGGUCCUCUACGACACGACGCGUCUGCUCGGCUGGAGCUCCAACAUCCUGACGCAUCGCAUCGCCAAUCUCAUCGACGAUCUCUUCGCCACCGACUGGGACGAGCUGGUGCGCGGGCGCCAGAAGGACAAGAAUCCGCCGCCGAUUCUGGACGAUGAGCUGGAGAAGCUCAAGGCGGUGCCCAAGACGAUUAGCGAGAAGAAAUGCACCGACUGCACCGGCUGGAAGUUCACCGACGACGAGCCGGACAGCAUGCGGCCCAGCCGCACGCGUCUAGGCCUGCACGAGGACGACUUCUGA
This is a messenger RNA of Tilletiopsis washingtonensis, 1575 nucleotides long. RefSeq names its product alpha/beta-hydrolase. Gene Ontology annotation, molecular function: glycerophospholipase activity. The transcript is spliced from 5 exons. Lineage: Eukaryota; Fungi; Basidiomycota; Exobasidiomycetes; Entylomatales. The record is from RefSeq and is a predicted model, not a curated record. Gene Ontology annotation, biological process: macroautophagy; neutral lipid catabolic process; multivesicular body membrane disassembly. Bases 7 to 1575 code for a protein of 522 amino acids.